This is a messenger RNA of Tremella mesenterica DSM 1558, 1659 nucleotides long. RefSeq lists its product as uncharacterized. The transcript is spliced from 7 exons. Gene Ontology annotation, biological process: sphingosine biosynthetic process; ceramide biosynthetic process. Bases 1 to 1659 code for a protein of 552 amino acids. The record is from RefSeq and is a predicted model, not a curated record. Gene Ontology annotation, molecular function: serine C-palmitoyltransferase activity; pyridoxal phosphate binding. Lineage: Eukaryota; Fungi; Basidiomycota; Tremellomycetes; Tremellales; Tremellaceae. Gene Ontology annotation, cellular component: endoplasmic reticulum.
AUGUCAUCCACAGCACCAACUGAAAUACCUACACCUCUCAUACCUCUCCUCUCUCUCCUCUCCAGUGCAUUCUUGACCCUACAGAGUCUUUUCCAUCGGAUCCCCGGAUCUCCCAUCAUCGUCCGAUACAUCAAAAGCAGUUAUCAGGAUGAUCCAUAUAGGAGUUUGCUAGAGGUCUUGUUGUUGGCUUUUGCCGUCAGGACACUUUUGCAGAGGAGAACGGGUGGAGAAGCGGAGGGAAAAAGUUUUAUAAAGUUGACUGCGAAGGAAAUAGAUGAAUUGGUAGAUGACUGGCAACCCGUUGCUCUCGUCGAAGAACCAAACGAAUUAGACGCUAUGAUACUCCCUACAGUACCUACCAUCUACGGUCCUAACGGUAUUAAAGUGAAGACUUCUCCCACUGGCAAGUCUCUACUCAAUAUGGUCACUCCGAAUUGGACGGGAUUGGUGGAGAAUGAAAGGUUGAAGCAGGUCGCAGUGGAAACUCUACAUUCGUACGGAGUUGGAACUUGUGGCCCUGCUGGUUUCUAUGGUUACAUUGACGUUCACAUGGAUUUCGAACAAGAAUUGGCCAAUUUCAUCGGCACAGAAUCAUCCAUCACCUAUGCUCAAGGUUUCGCAGCUGUCUCAUCCUGCAUCCCCGCUUUCGCCAAACGAGGUGACAUAAUCGUCGCUGAUCGUGGAUGUAACUUUGCCAUUCAGAAAGGUCUUCAAAUUUCUCGAUCAACAAUACGAUGGUUUGCACAUGGAGAUAUGGCGGAUUUGGAAAAAGUGUUGCAAAGCGUAGAGAGAGAUUUGAAACGUAAAGGCGGAAAAUUGACAAAGAAAUUUAUUGUGGCUGAGGGGAUAUUCGAAAAUGAUGGAAUGUUGUUGGACCUUCCCAAAGUGAUGGAAUUGAAGAAAAAAUUCAAAUACCGCUUGAUGCUUGACGAAACUUACUCUAUCGGAAUGGUCGGUGCCCAUGGUAAGGGUCUCACGGAAUAUUACGGCGUACCAGCCGCGGAAGUAGAUAUGAUAUUCGGUUCAAUGGCAAGUUCGUUUGGAACAGGAGGUGGAUUUUGUGCAGGAUCAUCUGUAGUUUGUUCUCAUCAGCGUAUCAAUUCUUCUGCUUCUGUCUUUUCUGCUUCUCUUCCAGCUUUAUUGACAACAACAUCCUCAACAGCACUUUCGAUCCUUCUUACCACCCCAACAUUAUUCACUACUCUUCAAUCCAACGUACUCACUUUCCGAGCUCAAUUAUCGAAACUUGAAGCUGUCCCUUCUGUCCCUCCAAUUUCUUCACCACGACCUUCUCUCCCUGUUUUACCAUCUUCGGCCAGUUCCACAGAAUCUAUACCCAUAGGAGCUCAAACACCAAAUAAAGACGCUAUCAUUCAAAUCCCUUCUCAUCCCAGUUCGGCGUUGAUGUAUAUCUUCUUAUUGAACCCUCCAUCGACAGUGGAGGAAGAAGAAGCUUUGUUACAAGAUGUGGUGGAUGAAGUUCAGACUAAUGGAAGUAUUUUGAUCACUCGAGCUAGACGUUUAAGAGGACAAGAAACUUUCGAACCUGAACCUAGUCUGAAAGUUUGUGUUAGUGCUGCUAUGGGGAAGAAAGAUGUAGAGAAAGCUGGUCAGGCUUUGAGAGCUGCUUUGGUCAAGUUUUGUUCGAAACGUCGCUAA